CGACUACCGCGCCUGCGCCAGCGCCGGCUGAGGCUGGGGUAGCGGCUGCGCGUGCCGGGCGAUGCUAGGCGGCUCCCUGCGCUCCGGGCUGUUGCGAGGUGUGGGUGGGAGCCGCGGGCAGGUCGGGGCGCGGGGUGUCCGCGAAGGUGGCGCAGCCAUGGCGGCGGGGGAGAGCAUGGCCCAGCGGAUGGUCUGGGUGGACCUGGAGAUGACGGGAUUGGACAUUGAGAAGGACCAGAUUAUUGAGAUGGCCUGUCUGAUCACCGACUCUGAUCUCAACAUUUUGGCCGAAGGUCCUAACCUGAUUAUAAAACAGCCAGAUGAGUUACUGGACAGCAUGUCAGAUUGGUGCAAGGAGCAUCAUGGGAAGUCCGGUCUAACCAAAGCAGUGAAGGAGAGUACAGUGACAUUGCAGCAGGCAGAGUAUGAAUUUCUGUCCUUUGUGCGACAGCAGACUCCUCCGGGGCUCUGUCCACUUGCAGGAAAUUCAGUUCAUGCAGAUAAGAAGUUUCUUGACAAAUACAUGCCCCAGUUCAUGAAACAUCUUCAUUAUAGAAUAAUUGAUGUGAGCACUGUUAAGGAACUGUGCAGACGCUGGUAUCCAGAAGAAUAUGAAUUUGCACCCAAGAAGGCUGCUUCUCACAGGGCGCUUGACGACAUUAGCGAAAGCAUCAGAGAACUUCAGUUUUACCGAAAUAACAUCUUCAAGAAAAAAACAGAUGAAAAGAAGAGGAAAAUUAUGGAAAACGGGGAGAACGAGAAGACUGUGAGUUGAUGCCGGUGUUCGUGCCGCCACCACAGUUCUCUGGAGCAGCUGCUGGUGGUUUUGCUCACACAGAGGCUUGGCAGAGCACCUUCUCUCAGCUAACCCGCAGCUCCCGGUUGUGCCAGCAGACAGCACCUGAAAUACUACUUUUCUCCUAACAUGCCGUUUUCAUUUAUGACACAGCAGCACCUUUGUAAGUACCAGGUCUUGUCCACCCCUUGGUACAAAUCUGCAUUUGCUUUUAGACCAUUUCUUUUGUUUUGUUUUUUUAAAAGAAUAAAUCUAGUUCUAUUGAAAUGCAAA
Messenger RNA from Myotis daubentonii (Daubenton's bat), 1069 nucleotides. RefSeq names its product RNA exonuclease 2 (gene REXO2). Gene Ontology annotation, cellular component: mitochondrion. Gene Ontology annotation, molecular function: 3'-5'-RNA exonuclease activity; nucleic acid binding. Lineage: Eukaryota; Metazoa; Chordata; Mammalia; Chiroptera; Vespertilionidae. The record is from RefSeq and is a predicted model, not a curated record.